This is a messenger RNA of Acaromyces ingoldii, 1277 nucleotides long. Its product is annotated as DFP-domain-containing protein. The coding region runs from base 78 to 1181 and encodes 367 amino acids. Gene Ontology annotation, cellular component: cytoplasm; nucleus. The transcript has 4 exons. Gene Ontology annotation, molecular function: phosphopantothenate--cysteine ligase activity. Gene Ontology annotation, biological process: coenzyme A biosynthetic process. The record is from RefSeq and is a predicted model, not a curated record. Lineage: Eukaryota; Fungi; Basidiomycota; Exobasidiomycetes; Exobasidiales; Cryptobasidiaceae.
AGUUCGAGCGCGAAUCUCAGCACUUUCUCACUUUCGACUUGCAAGUCGAUUCUUCCGAGGUGGAAGAGCAACAGAUCAUGGCGUCACAAGGGGAGAAAGAGAAGCGGCCAAAAGCGCCCACAAACUCGACGUCUUUCUUUUCUGCUACACAGUUCUUUGAGCAUCAGACUCCUCCUCCAAACUUGGCCGCGCACCACGAACAGGUACAAGAGUUUGUCGAUCGGCACGCCAAGCAAGGUAGAAAGGUUGUCCUUGUCACAAGCGGCGGAACUACGGUCCCUCUCGAGCAGAAUGUUGUCCGGUUCCUCGACAACUUCUCCGCGGGUACACGCGGCGCAACAUCUGCCGAGUACUUUCUCGAGAGCGGCUACGCCGUCAUCUUCAUGCAUCGCCAACACUCGCUGAGCCCCUACACUCGACAUUACAGCCAUACGACCAAUCCCUUUCUCGAUCUGCUCACAACUUCGCCCUCGUCUGCGCAGGGAAGUGGAGAUGGAGGAAGGAAGACCGAGAUCAGAGUACUCGAGCAGCACGCUACAGCUCUUCUCCCCGUCCUCGAGGCAUACCACCGUGCGGUGGACGCAGGAACGCUUCUGCGCAUUCCAUUCACAACCGUGACCGAGUACCUCUUCAUGCUCCGCGACAUGAGCAGGCUCAUGCGACCCUUGGGAAGACGAGGAAUGUACUACCUGGCAGCGGCCGUCUCAGACUUCUAUGUGCCGUCGCAAAAGACCCCUGAACACAAAAUUCAAUCGGGCAAAGGAAGCCUGGUGAUCGAAAUGGACCAAGUGCCCAAGGUGCUGAAGCCCAUGGUGCAGCAAUGGGCGCCUGAGGGCUACAUUGUUAGCUUCAAGCUCGAGACAGACCAAGAUCUCUUGAUCCCAAAGGCUCGCGCCGCAUUGGAGAGGUACGGCCACCAAGUCGUCGUGGGGAAUGACCUUCACCGGCGAAAAUUCGAAGUUGUCUUUGUCGAACCAGACAGCUCUCAAGAAGAAGGUUACAGAGAGACCUGGAUCAAGCUGAAACCACCGCUGGCCGAGGCAGGAGCAGACGCAGGGACCAGAUCGGACACAGAGACAAAGCCCGGAGCAACGGGAGGAACGGAGAAGGAGAUCGAGGAAGACAUAGUCAGAGAGCUUAGCAAGCGCCACGAGGACUGGAUCCGUCAAGGAAGCCAAUGAAGCAUGUAUGACUCGAUUCUACAGAUACAACUAUAGUACACAUUGCAAUCUUUGGACAUGCUGCGUAAGUUUAUGCAGGAAUUUAUCUACUACCGC